Cyclocybe aegerita is the source of this 882-nucleotide messenger RNA. NCBI's taxonomy places the organism in Eukaryota, Fungi, Basidiomycota, Agaricomycetes, Agaricales, Hemipholiotaceae. The record is from the annotation of a GenBank genome assembly.
UAUGCCCAAUUCCGAACUCGAAUCGGAAGAUUUCCUUUUCGACUCUCUCCAGACCCUGUACGACUACCAACCUAUCACUCUGACGACAUCAGGGGCUCCAUUCACUUACACAGUCAAACUCUCGUGUCACCCGCUAAGGUACCAGCUAGUGGAACAGGCUAACGGGGGGCCAGUCACAAUAGAGCUACACACGCCCGACACAGAAGCAGCGAACUGGGCUCUACAUGCCUCUUCGAUCUGGGUGUCGUCGAUCUACCUCGCCGACCAUAUCAGCGAGCUCGACCUAGAAGCAUAUAUCGACUCCCACCUUCAGGCCGAAGGCCCGGUUCGCGUCUUGGAGCUCGGGGCUUCAGCGGGCCUUCCGAGCAUAUUGAUCUCCAGGUUGUAUCCCGAGCUGAUGGUUACCGUGACGGAUUAUCCCGAUGAGGUGUUAAUCAAGACGUUAUCGGACAAUGUGGCGCGCAAUGGUGUGGCGCAACGGUGUGAGGCGUUGCCUUAUGCGUGGGGUUCCAAUCCGGCACCGAUUCUUGGCCAAGCGGACGGUUUUGAUGUCGUAUUUGCGGCCGAUACUCUUUGGAACCCGGAUUUCCACGGCAUAUUCAUCAAAGCUCUCAAGUUGACGCUGAAGAAGUCACCCUCGGCGCGGAUACACUUGGUUGUUGGGUUGCACACGGGGCGAUAUACGAUUCAAGCGUUUCUGAAUGCAGUGAUGUCAUCUGGAUUCGAACUGGAGAGUAUACAGGAGCGGGAAACGACCGGUCAUUUAUCAAGAAAUUGGGAGCUACGAGACAACGAGGACGAAAAGGAAAGGAGACGGUGGGUAAUAUGGAUACAGCUGAAAUGGACAAGAGAAGCGUUAGCGUUACAUGAUCAAGAAAGGUA